CGGUAUAGAUAGAGCCUCCAGUCUGAAAAGGGGCCAGUGUAAAUCGGCCUUCUGUCCGUGAGACGUCGAUCGUUCUUAUUGUCGUCGUCGAAUUUACUUCUGGUGUUACCCAUCUCUGUAUUUACAAAUAAUUUAAAUUGUAUCAAAUAUCACACUUAUUAUUUUUGACAAACAAUAUAAUAUCUAUCUACCAUUUGAUUGCUCCAAUUUAUCAUAUCGUAAAAAUAGAAAUACCAUUAAAAUCUAUCAGUAAAAAACGUGCUGGCAAUUCUUUGUGUUUAGAUAAAAGAUAAAUUACGAGGGAAUUCUUAUCAUAUUUAACACCAGUGUAUUAUUUGUAUCAACAUUUGAUAUAAUUUACAAUAAAUAUAUCGUGCAACGUGGUUCGUCCAUUAAUUUAAAUUUAAAUUUUCAUGUCCAUGCGCAUGUGUAAUGGAUGUUUUUAUCAGACCAUGAAUGUUAUCUAGUUCUAGUUUAAAAAUUCCCAUUUAAAAAGUUAUAAAUUUAUCAACAAGUAAGAUUUAAUAAAAUAAAAUAGGUCUGUGCCGCAACCUCGUGUACUCAGCUGACGCAUAUCGAAGCUAUUUCUGGAACUUUCCACUUCCCCUUACAGCUCAACCCUCGUGUCCUAACUAAACACCGCCUUUACUUUACACACAACAUACAUCUUUGUUCCUUUUAUACUUAACAAUUUUUACAGCUUUGUAAUAUUAUACUAGGAAAAACUUUACCACUCUUCAAAGGUAACCUAGAGUUCAAGCCAAAGGUUCAGGAUCAGAUCCUGUUACAAAUAUUUACCGUUAGAAAUUUUAAUUCAAAGCAGAUAAUUUUAUUUACGGCUAAUUUUAGACAUCAUCACAUUGUGUACUUGUUCCGAGAAAAAAAAUUCAAUUCUACUGCAUUUAACAUUUAACAUAUAUUAAAUUUUCUGGCCUUGCUCUCCUGAUAAUGCUCUUGACCGAGUUUAUUUCAUGUAUAAAAAUUUAAAAUUCAAACUUGUUUACUUCAUAUUCAAUAAUUACUUAUACAUAUAUACAUACAUUUAAUUCACACAACUUAUCACGUGGUUUAAAACUAUUUACUCAGAUAAAAAUCUUUAAAUAUUAUUUUCUUAAUUGCAAUUACUUUGAAUGAAUAUAAUAAUAAUAAUAAUCAACACACAUAAAUAAUUAAAUUGCCACAACAUAUAUUUGUUAUUGUUAUAUAUAUUAUACUAAUACAACAACAGUUUAGUUUUGACGUACAACAUAAACUGUAAAAUGUAGAUAAACUAAAAGCUAACACUGGAAUAUCCGCACUGCGUCAGUGUGUCAUUUUCGAUAAUAAAUUCAAAAAGGAUAUUGUAUUACCAUUUUUAUCCUUAUAAAUUUAACAUACUUCACUUCAUGAAUUUUCACACAUCCUUAUUAUUUAUAAUUACAAUAAAUAUAAAUAUGUGUGAUAAAUAAGUGGUUACAUCACUUGAACUAGACCCAAUUAAUUCUUUUAACCCGCAUGCUGUGCAACAAAUGAAAUUUUAUUUGUAGUAAUGACUAUCUGAUUAAAUUUUAUUUUUAUGGCUGACAUACGGGGCUAGUAGGCCCUAUAAUUUAUUGAAUCGCACGUGCGAUUACACCGCCCGUAACCGAUGAGUGUUAGAUUGACAGGGGGUCAUAUGGUGAAGCAGAGGCGGUUUAUUGGUAAUACUAAUAACAAAAUGAUAAAUAUACGAGAAAAUUUAUUAGGCAUGAUCUAGAUAUUUGAGUGAUAAAUAAAUAAUAAAUAUUGUUUAUAACUAUAAAUUUUGAGCUAAAGGAAUAUUUAACGCUGCACAAAAUAAAUAUUAAAUUCUUCAUAAGGUAUUUUUAUUUUAUCGUGUACACAUAUUUACGGAAGUGGAUUUUUAUGCAUAUAUAAGGCAAGUAAAAGGCACUUACAUUACGUGGUGGCAUACGCAGGAGCUAAAUCUCAUUGUCACCAGAGGUGAAUAUUGAGAAUUUUCAAAGGGUGCUAGCAUCAUUGCUGCCUAGUAUUUCGUCUAAAAAUAAAUAAGAGAAAGAAACUUCCGAUGUUGUGAUUUUGAGGAAUAGUCAGUUUUUCCAUACAGAUGAAAAAAAAAAUAUUGUUUUUAUGUACAUAAGGCUCGAUAAAGAUUUCUAGAUAUGUAUAUAAAUUUACAUAUAGAUAUAUGUAAGCUUGUGAUCGAUUUUUGUGAUCUGGAGUUUUAUUGGAACAAACUUCUUGAUUGUUUUAUUUUAUAAAGGUUACGUACAGGAUUGAAAAAAAAUGAGAAUCUUUAAUUUUUCUGAAUCGUUCUCAAUACUACUAUAUACUAUAGUUAUAUAUUGGACGAUACUGAAAUGAUGAAAUAUCGAAUUCUUUUUAAUACUUUUGAAUUCCAUUAUAAGAAAGAGAAAUUUUUAGGUUUGCGAGACUGGAUAGUUUAAAAAAUAAGUUUGCAAAAGCCAAAGGAUAUAAGUGAUAUAAAAAUAUAAUUCAGUAUUUAAUUAGAAGUUUUCAAGUUGAUGAUUUUAAGGAUUAUUAAUAAAUAAAUAAAAGUCUACCAGAAUAUUUAAAUUGAAUAAUAUAUAGAUAUAAAAAACGUACAAAUAUUUUAUGGUUUAAACCAUCAGCAUAUUUUGUUAUUUCUGGAAUUUUAUUUACUUAUGCCGUCCAGGCAGUGUUUCAUCAUAAUGAGUUGUUAACUGAGAAUGCGCGAUGACGCAGCGAAUUUACCAGUGGUCCACGAACCCUCUCGAGGGAGCCCCGCAGAGUAUCCAAAUGGAGACUCCCAAGUCAAAAUCAAAUCGUCACGAAAAGAUCCCCUUGAGGUACACACAACAAGACAAGGAGAAGGAUAAAAAGGAAACUGAAUAUAUAUUGAAUGAUGAGCCAAUUGAAUUUGUUCCGCCGCAGACAAAGGAGGAGAAGCCAGCUCCAGAGGCACCAUCUUUACCACCCGUGCCUUAUUACAAACUCUUUCGAUUUGCGACAUUCGGCGAGUUGAUGUAUGUGCUUGGAGGCCUUUUCAUGGGCACCAUGACGGGCCUGUGUAUUCCAAUUGCAAAUAUACAGUAUGGUGAGUUCACUACACUUUUGGUGGAUCGUAAUAUGAAGAAUCAAACCAGUACACCCACUUACAUUAUGAAGAUGUUUGGUGGCGGAAAGGUCUUAGGACCUAAUGCAACGGAUAUAGAGAGAAUGAAUGCACUGUAUGAUGACUCAGUGGCCUUUGGCGUAUCCUGCGCAGCUCUAUCGACACUACAAUUUAUCUUCGCGAUAUUUACAGUGGAUCUUUUGAAUGUCGCCGCUUUUCGUCAAAUUCACAGGAUCCGACGUAUGUUUUUACAGGCAGUACUGAGACAGGAUAUGGCUUGGUACGACACCAAUACAUCGACCAACUUUGCCAGCAGAAUUACUGAGGAUUUAGAUAAAAUGAAAGAAGGAAUUGGUGAAAAAUUAGGUGUCUUUACGUAUUUAAUGGUCUCAUUUGUAUCAUCAAUAAUAGUGUCCUUUUAUUAUGGUUGGAAGCUUACACUAGUGGUACUGAGUUGUGCACCAGUAAUUGUCAUUGCCACAGCGAUCGUAGCCAAGGUCCAGAGCUCACUUACUGCAUUAGAAUUGACGGCCUAUGGUCAAGCGGGUAGUGUAGCUGAAGAGGUUCUUGGUGCGAUUCGUACGGUAGUGGCAUUUGGUGGUGAAAAAGUUGAAGUUGAUCGUUACACUGCCAAAUUAGUACCUGCUGAAGCGACUGGUAUUAAACGUGGAAUGUGGUCUGGAGUAGGCGGUGGUAUUAUGUGGUUUAUUAUUUAUCUGAGUUAUGCAGUCGCAUUCUGGUAUGGUGUACAGCUAAUUCUAGAUGACCGCCCGAAAGAAAUAAAAGAAUACACACCAGCAGUAUUGGUUAUUGUCUUCUUCGGUGUACUUGCUGGUGCACAGAACAUGGGACUAACUUCGCCACAUCUCGAAGCUUUUGCUGUGGCUCGUGCAUCUGCGGCCACUGUCUUCCAAGUGCUUGAUCGUAUUCCGACCAUUGACAGUCUGAGUACUGAAGGCCAGAAGCUCGCCAGCGUUAGCGGGGAAAUAGAAUUUAAAGACGUCCACUUCAGAUAUCCAGCACGUAAAGACGUUAAAGUCCUUCAGGGAUUAAAUUUGAAGAUCAGAAACGGAGAAACUGUUGCACUAGUCGGUGGAUCGGGGUGUGGUAAAUCCACGUGUCUUCAGCUUAUUCAACGUCUCUAUGAUCCUCUACAGGGACAGGUAAUGUUAGAUGGAGUUGACAUAUCCAAACUAAAUGUCGCAUGGAUGCGGUCGCACAUUGGUGUAGUUGGCCAAGAACCUGUGCUUUUUGAUACAACCAUAAGAGAGAAUAUACGAUACGGUAAUGACAGUGUCACAGAAGAGGAGAUGAUUAAAGCAGCUAAGGAAGCUAAUGCACACGACUUCAUUAGUAAAUUACCAGAGGGUUAUGACAGUCCUGUUGGUGAACGCGGAUCGCAAUUAUCAGGUGGACAGAAACAAAGAAUAGCAAUAGCCCGCGCGUUAGUCCGUAAGCCGAAAAUUUUGAUUUUGGACGAGGCGACAUCUGCGCUAGAUCUUCACAGUGAAGCAACAGUACAACGUGCACUUGACGCAGCUGCCAAAGGCAGAACAACAGUUGUUGUUACUCAUCGGCUCUCGACAAUCACAAAUGCCGAUAGGAUUGUCUUCAUUAAGGAUGGACAGGUGGCUGAAAUGGGAACACAUGAGGAAUUACUUGCAUUGGGAAAACAUUAUCACGGAUUAGUGUCUGCUGAUGCCAGUGAAACUGCCAAAGCUAAAGCAACAGCAACUGCGGCAAAAAGUACAGUGCCAGUUAAACCAAAAGCCAAACCACCAUUGAAAAAACAGUUCUCAACAUUGUCAAUGCAUUCACAUCGUUUGUCACUGGCCGGCGCAUCUACAACUUCUGAAGAAGAACUCGAUGAGCAUGAAAAAGCUUACGAAGCACCCAUGGGAAGAAUCUUCGGGCUCAACAAACCUGAGUGGCCAUUCAAUUUAAUUGGUUGUCUAGCAGCAGCAACAGUUGGUGCAUCAUUUCCAGCGUUUGCCAUGUUAUUUGGUGAUGUCUAUUAUGUCUUGGGUUUAGAAAAUCCGGAUGAAGUUCGCGAGAAGACAGUUACAUUCUCAAUUUACUUUGCCGUCGUCGGAGUGGUGACUGGAAUAGGAACCUUCUUGCAGAUGUACAUGUUUGGAUUGGCUGGUGUACGAAUGACUGCGCGUAUACGUAAAAUGACAUUCUCGGCGAUAUUGAAACAAGAAAUGGGAUGGUACGACGAGGAUACAAACAGUGUGGGUGCAUUGUGCGCUCGUUUGUCAUCAGAUGCGGCAGCUGUUCAAGGAGCAACUGGGAGUCGUAUUGGUGCUAUUCUUCAGGCAAUGUCAACACUGGUACUUGGAAUAGGUUUAUCAAUGUACUACUCGUGGAAAAUGACAUUAGUGUCUGUGAUAACAAUACCCCUAGUACUUGGAUCAGUGUUUUUUGAAGCUCGGAUAAUGGGUGGUCAAGGUUUACAAGAGAAGAAAAAAAUGGAAUGUGCGACUCGAAUAGCAGUCGAAGCUAUUUCUAAUAUUCGUACUGUUGCGAGUUUAGGUAAAGAACGCGCUUUUCUUGAGCGUUAUUGUAUUGAGUUAAACCAUGUUGCUGAAGCCACAAGAAUCAGGAAUCGUCUACGUGGUCUUGUAUUCUCAUGCGGGCAGACAAUCCCUUACUUUGGGUAUGCUCUCAGUCUCUAUUAUGGUGGUUAUCUUGCGGCCAGAGAAGAUCUAGCCUAUCAGGAUGUGAUAAAGGUUUCCGAGGCACUGAUCUUUGGUUCGUGGAUGCUCGGUCAGGCACUUGCUUUUGCUCCCAAUUUCAACACCGCUAAAAUAUCCGCUGGUAGAAUAUUUAGAUUAUUAGAUCGAGUGCCGGAAAUUAUAACACCGCCAGAAUUGGAAGGUAAAGAUUCUGACUGGAAGGCUGAUGGUUUGAUACAGUUUUCAAAAGUCGAAUUCCACUAUCCGACGCGUUCGGAGCAACAGAUUCUUCGCGGUCUCAAUCUUAUUGUUAAGCCUGGGCAGAUGGUAGCGCUUGUGGGUCAAAGUGGAUGCGGUAAAUCAACGUGCAUUCAAUUACUUCAGCGUUUGUAUGACCCGCUUACUGGCAGCGUUACAUUGGACCGUCGAGAUAUCACAUCAGUAUCUUUGUCCGCUCUACGUGCGCAGUUUGGUGUUGUAGGUCAAGAGCCAGUGCUGUUCGACCGCACUAUCGCUGAAAAUAUUAUGUACGGUGAUAACAAUCGGGUUAUCACGAUGGAUGAAGUUAUUGAGGCUGCAAAAAAAUCUAAUAUUCACAGUUUCAUCAGCUCUCUACCUUUGGGUUAUGAUACAAGACUUGGAAGCAAAGGAACGCAGCUCUCUGGUGGUCAGAAACAACGUAUCGCUAUUGCGCGUGCUUUGGUCAGGAACCCAAGAAUUUUACUUCUCGAUGAAGCAACAUCCGCACUUGACACGCAGAGUGAAAAGGUUGUUCAAGCGGCCCUGGAUAAAGCUAUGGAAGGGAGAACUUGCAUUACUAUAGCCCAUCGUCUGGCGACCAUAAGAAACGCGGACGUGAUUUGCGUCCUGGAAAAGGGUAUGGUCGCGGAGAUGGGUACUCACGAUGACCUCAUCGCUGCAGACGGUCUCUACGCUCACCUUCACGCUCUCCAGGAAGCAGCCAUGGAGUAAAUUUCCAAGUUCUCGGGGCUCCAAUAACAGUUUUAUUUAAAAAGUACAAUAUCCUUUAAUUUUUAUUCACUUUAUCCGUUUUAUUUUUUGUCAAACAAACGAGAUAAAAUGAGAAUUCACGAAAAACAAAAGUAACAAGACAAUUUAUAAAUCCCUUUAAAGCUAUAUUAUAACAUUAGUUAAAUCUCUAGUGUGCGCAUUUAAUCGUUAGGUAGAAGGUGUGUGAGAGAAGUAAAUGAACAAUGCACGGCUUAGUCGUUAAUUGAUGGAGCGCCGGGAACUUUAGGGCUCGUUAUACGACUUAAUUUUUUUUUUUGCCCGUUUACAUUUAUCAUAUCACAAGAAUCAUGACUACUUUCGUUUUAUUAUAUUUUUUUCUUUACUUCCUUUUUUUUUUGAUAAAAACAAUAAUCCUCAGCUUUUUGGAUGAUACUUUAAUCCCUUCUUAAUGUACGAUAAGAUUUAUUUUUAUAGUUCUUUAGGUUUUUAAAUUAGAUUUAACUAUUCGACAAAAAAAAAACAUGAUAUCAAGAGUGAUCAUUUAAGAAUCUGUUUAAACAUUAACUUUUUAUUUAAUUAUUAAAAUAACUGAUAUUUUUUUUUAACUCUUCUUGAUCAAUCGGUACUAUAUUAUUAAAAUGAUAAUCAAAUUUUUCGUUCUUUUGUUUUGGAUACAUUUCAAUUGCUCUAUAAAAGUAUUAUCUUGAUUCGCUUACGAGUUCAUGGCAGUCUCGCCAAAUAUUUAAAAAAAGUUGAUAAAAAAAAAAAAAUCUAUUGAACGAUUGUCGAGACGAAACAAUUGGAAUACUAUAUGUCUCUCCGUUGACGAAUCAAUCGAUUCUCUAGACAGAAAUAGAGUAGUUGCAUAAGGUCAUGCACCUCGAGUAAAAAGGUUCAAUAUCUUCAGAAAGUAACCUCAUAUAUUUAACUUUAUGUAUAUAUAUAUAUAUAUAUAUAUAUAUAUAUAUAUAUAUAUAUAUA
This is a messenger RNA of Microplitis demolitor, 7707 nucleotides long. It is a transcript of the gene Mdr49, whose product is annotated as multidrug resistance protein homolog 49. Gene Ontology annotation, molecular function: ATP binding; ABC-type transporter activity; ATP hydrolysis activity. NCBI's taxonomy places the organism in Eukaryota, Metazoa, Arthropoda, Insecta, Hymenoptera, Braconidae. The record is from RefSeq and is a predicted model, not a curated record. The transcript has 18 exons. Gene Ontology annotation, biological process: transmembrane transport. Bases 2698 to 6726 code for a protein of 1342 amino acids. Gene Ontology annotation, cellular component: membrane.